AUGAAAAAUGUAAAAUACAGAACAUGGUUUAAUGGUGGUGAUAACGAUGAUGAUGAUGAUGAUGAUGAUGAUGGUAACAAUGAAGUUGGUGCUAAUAUUCGUUGGAAUAGUGGAAAUAGCGCCAGCUGCGGAGAGAGUGAUAAUAUUAAUCAUAACGGUACGACGGUUCCCGUGGUGGUACCACUGGCAAUACGUGUGCCGCGAGAAAUCUUCCGUGAUGCUUUACGUGCGAUCAACGUUGAGAAUGGUGCAGUUCUCUAA
This is a messenger RNA of Acanthocheilonema viteae, 261 nucleotides long. NCBI's taxonomy places the organism in Eukaryota, Metazoa, Nematoda, Chromadorea, Rhabditida, Onchocercidae. The record is from the annotation of a GenBank genome assembly.